AGGAUACGUGCCCAUAUCUAUAACCCAAGAACACUGAAAAAUGGUUUCUCUUUUCCAUUUUCCUUCAUCAUUCACAUUUCACAAAAUUUAUCACUCUCCUUCUAUCUAUCCCAUUAAAGCAUCACAUUCCCAUUUUCGAAUUUCAGCUCAAAAUGAAAAAUCACAACCUCAAUUAUCCAAAAUAUCAGAAUUUUCAUCAAAGACUUUGAAUUUCUUGAUAUCUGGUUCUUUAGCUCUUGCUCUCUCACUCACAGGAGUUGGUACUGCUGAGGGAUUGGUUGGGGUGAACAAGCCAGAAUUGCUUCCUAAGGAGUUUACUCCAGUUAUUGAUGUUGCUGGCUUCCUCUCUGAUGGUCAGGAGAAAAGAAUUGCACAAGAGAUCACAGAUAUAGAAAAGGAUACUGGUUUUAAGCUGAGAGUUUUAGCUCAGAACUACCCUGAUACGCCUGGAUUAGCUAUCAAAGAUUUUUGGCAAGUGGACGACAGUACUAUAGUUUUUGUUGCUGAUCCUACAUUUGGAAACAUACUGAAUUUCAACGUCGGAGCUACUGUGGAUCUUGAUAUUCCACGUAGCUUCUGGAGCCGUUUGGCAGGGACAUAUGGAAACAUGUUUUAUUGGAAAGAAAAGGGUGAAGACGCGUCUAUUGAGGCUGCUGUUAUGGCAAUAUCGAGCUGCUUGAGAGAACCAGUUGGUCCGAAUAAUUGCUCAGAGGUGAAGUAAUAGUAUCUGCGUGACUGCAGAGCUUGUUCCAUUUUUCAAUUGAUAUCUGUAUAACGUAUUUCUCGAUAAGGUGUACAUCAAAAGAUGAAUGAUCAAUGUAGUGUCAUACAAUGUAUUUUUUUUUA
This is a messenger RNA of Lycium ferocissimum, 846 nucleotides long. RefSeq names its product thylakoid lumenal 15.0 kDa protein 2, chloroplastic. The record is from RefSeq and is a predicted model, not a curated record. The coding region runs from base 41 to 721 and encodes 226 amino acids. NCBI's taxonomy places the organism in Eukaryota, Viridiplantae, Streptophyta, Magnoliopsida, Solanales, Solanaceae. The transcript has 6 exons.